CCCGCCCCUGUGGGCGUGGCUCACCCGGGCCCGCCCUCUGACGUCACAUCCGGGGCAGCUCGCACUUCCUGUCGGGUCCCUUCCGAACGCUUUGGGUGCGCAGCGGCUCCGUUCCCGCGGCAGGAUGUCAGCCAGUGUCCCUGGAAACACAAAUGUGCCUGCUGGCAGUAACCGUCGACUUCAGCAAACUCAGCAUCAAGUAGAUGAGGUUGUUGACAUCAUGAGAGUGAAUGUGGACAAGGUGCUGGAAAGAGAUCAGAAGCUGUCAGAGUUGGAUGACCGUGCUGAUGCGCUGCAAGCGGGAGCUUCCCAGUUUGAGACCAGUGCAGCCAAGCUGAAAAGAAAGUAUUGGUGGAAGAACUGUAAGAUGUGGGCAAUAUUGAUAGCUGUUGUUGUCAUUAUCAUCAUCAUCAUUAUUGUCCUGAGUGUGCCCAAAUGAGUUACGGGAGGAAACCCUCACACCGAAGGUGCCUUUCCUCAGCCUUCCCGCUCCAAGCCCGCUGUACUCUCAGCCCACCUACUGCUGUUUAAAGCGAAACUCUUCUGAUGAUUGAAACGUUAACUUUACCUGGUUGCCUUAAGACACUCCUGUCAGUUACUAACAGCCGCCCUACGGCGCCUCGGUGAGGAGGAUCGGAUCCUGGGCGCCGCGUUCGUCCUCAGUCCUCCUCACCCGCCCGCCGCGCCGCGCCGCGGUGCCAUCGCGGGGGUCGGCCGCACCCCCGCCCCGUUGAAGUGCCUCAGCCGAGCCGCCCCGGCCCUCGCCGCCCUCAGCGGCCGUUCCCGGCUCCGCCCGUCUCGGGGCGGGCCGCGCGGCGCUGCACGUGGCGCUGUGUUUGGCGCGCG
Molecule: messenger RNA, 846 nt
Organism: Lagopus muta (rock ptarmigan)
Lineage: Eukaryota; Metazoa; Chordata; Aves; Galliformes; Phasianidae
Gene: VAMP3
Product: vesicle associated membrane protein 3
Exons: 5
Coding region: 125-439 (104 amino acids)
Biological process (GO): vesicle-mediated transport; SNARE complex assembly; vesicle fusion
Cellular component (GO): SNARE complex; plasma membrane
Molecular function (GO): SNAP receptor activity; syntaxin-1 binding
Source: RefSeq, a predicted model, not a curated record